UUAAGCUAGCGUGUAUGAGAGUACAAUUUGAAAAAAUGUCUUGAACAGCCUCUCAAUUACUGACAGACUGUGAAGUUGGAUACUAUGGGUAUUUAAUCUUUGUCAAAUAUAGCUUUUGUUUAAAAGUUAUAUAUUUUUUUCUCAUUUGUAUACUGUUUUUAAUUUCUAGACAAAAGAGUAUGCAAAUGCCAUUUGGCCUGCAGAACAGAGGCCCAUUAUCAUUGCCCUACUUGCAGUAAAACUGUUCUUAGAAGAAGCGCAAUGGAGGCUCACCUGCAGAAGUGCUUUUUUUCAGAUUACAUUCUUCUGAGUCUUGAGCUUUGUCUUCAUCUUAGACACAGUUUACAGAUUUGUUAAAUGACACAUUUAAAAAUGAAAAUCGUUUCAGUAAGUCAAAAACUCAAACACCCCUCCAUUCCACUUUAUCUGUUCCAGAGUCACGUUUCUGUCUCCAGAGUCAUUGAUACUUUGGAGAGCCUCCGGGGAGUGAAAUACCCAAAUCGAGACACUGUACUCCAUGCUUACUGUCAUUUUGAGGCCUUAGCAGACAAUGAUUAUACAUACUCUUGUGUAAACUGUGGUUACCACCCCCCUGUGGUAAUUAUGGAUUUACAUAAGAAAGGUGUUUUCAGCAUGGCAGGUAAGAGUUAAUGUUUCUUUUUAAAAAUCUGUAUAAAGGCAAUUCAGAUCAUUUUUAAACACGUCUAACAUGCACUUUCUCUAUGUAUUUUUUUAUUGUUUUAAAGCACAAUGCAUUUUUAUGGUUCAGUAAAUACAGUGUGUUUUUGUAAUAAGCACUCUUUUAUUUUGAGUUUUGAUUGUGUCAGUUAGAAAAAUUAUCAGUUAAUCUAUCAGUUAUCGGCAGUCACUGUCCAACUUGGUUAUCGGUAUUGGUAAAAUUCAAUAUCAGUCGUCCUCUAAUUAAUAACAUUUUUGUGGUGUGACAAACUCAGAACAUGUAUUUAGUAUUGAUUUACACAAACUUUAAUUUACAUUUUUAAAACCCAAUGGGAGUUUCUAAUAAAGUUUCAAUACAGUUAGUGACCUCAAAGAACCACCAUCAGAGUUCAAAGGGGAAGUAAACAUUGAGGAAUUCUGGCAAUCAGUGGAUCUGGAGAUGGUUGCACGUGGCUUUGUUUCCAGCCGAACAAACAAUCCAUUUGUUGUGGAGCCAAGUUAUGAAACGUGGGCUCCAUGGAUUGGACAAAAAACAAGGAUGGCUAAUUCAGUACUCAAUACAGAGUAUGAGAAGGUUUUCUCUCCAAAAGUUACAUCACCCGAAGCUCAGGUUCUCAGUGUGUCUGAGGAUCGUCUUGUAGACGAGCUGAUGAAACAGAAGGUUGGUGUUGUCAGAAAGUUGUGCAAGGCCUGUAAUGUGGACUCCAAGGGAUCUCGCAUGGACCUGAUAUUAAGAUUAAGAGCAGAGAUGCAAAACCGGCAUUCAUACAACAAAAUUUUCCAGAAGAUCUGGGGGGCAUCAGGUGGGUGGUCUGUUGUCCUGUGCCCACAUGGUGUGGUCUACAGUUUGAAGUUUAAUUUGAGGGCAGAGAGUCCAAGGGAUUUUAUGGACUUGCUUUUGUCAUGGCAGCACUUGCCCAAUGUCACAAUAUAUGACUUUGCUCGAGGCUUGCCAACACAUGCCAAUUUCCGUGUACCUUCAUCUCUUCCAUUUCAACCGUACGAAGGAAGACUGGCAGACUCAACACCCGAGAAUAUCGACAAAGCAAAGCAAAGCAAGGAAAGCUUAAAGUGUCUCUUCCUUGGUUGAUCGAGAAGACUGAUACUCUGAACUCAGAGGGCCAUCCAAUCACGGGAUCUUCGGAACACUAUGUUUUGUACGACAAAUUACACGAAUCCAACACAAAAGACCCAAAGGAUGUUCUCAGAAAAAUCAGUCUGGUGCCAGAACUACAGGGUUGGCUGAACAGCCAAAUUGCGGAGCAGUUUUUUGCAGACUUGAGAAAAAACAACUAUUUUAUCAAUAAUAUGGCUCACUCGACACAGAUUUUCAUUAUGCGGAACAUUAUACAUCACAAAAAUACAUCAGCAAACCAGAAGAUGUUGGAGCGACAGCUACAGCGUGGUCACAUACCUCACAGCAUUGAAAAUGUUGUCCUCUCUGACUUGGGACAAGCAAUUUUAAGUCAGUAUCCAUUCUAUUUGUUAUUUCUAAUCACUACUAUUGUUAAUAAAUUUGCA
Molecule: messenger RNA, 2199 nt
Organism: Megalobrama amblycephala (Wuchang bream)
Lineage: Eukaryota; Metazoa; Chordata; Actinopteri; Cypriniformes; Xenocyprididae
Exons: 4
Coding region: 1118-1768 (216 amino acids)
Source: RefSeq, a predicted model, not a curated record